Molecule: messenger RNA, 2775 nt
Organism: Cordyceps fumosorosea ARSEF 2679
Lineage: Eukaryota; Fungi; Ascomycota; Sordariomycetes; Hypocreales; Cordycipitaceae
Product: chitin synthase 1
Exons: 3
Coding region: 1-2775 (924 amino acids)
Cellular component (GO): cell periphery; cell septum
Molecular function (GO): chitin synthase activity
Source: RefSeq, a predicted model, not a curated record
AUGGCAUACAACGGCCAAAAUCGCGAUUACGCUGGUGGUUCUGGCCACCAGCUUACUGAUUUGCCCCCGGGCGGCAAUUAUCAUAUGCCCCCCCACGAGCACGAAGAAGAGGCUGGCCGCUACCUCCUCAACGAACAGCCCGGCUCCGGCUACGAGCACGACCGUCUCGGCGCCCCCCAGCCUCCCGAUCGCCCUGUUUCUACCUACAGCUUGACCGAGUCGUAUGCUCCCGGCGCUGGCCAGACUGCGUCCCAGCCGCACCAACCCGGCGGCUACGAAAGCUACGGCGCCGGCGGUCAGUACGGUCAGGACGGCCAGUUCAUCCAGGCGCACGACUUCCCGUACGGUCGUCCCGCAUCCACCGUCGAGGAUGAAGAGGAAAGCUGGAUGGCGCGCCAGCAGCAACCUGGCGGCUUCGGCCGUGGCAACGGCAGCGGUCUUAAGCGUUUCAACACCAGAAAAGUCAAACUUGUCCAGGGCUCCGUCCUCUCCAUCGAUUACCCCGUCCCCAGUGCCAUCAAGAACGCCGUCGAGCCUCGCUACCGCGACGUCGAGGGCGGCAACGAGGAAUUCAUGAAGAUGCGUUACACCGCUGCCACCUGCGACCCCAACGACUUUACCCUCAAGAACGGUUACGAUUUGCGCCCUCGAAUGUACAACCGCCACACCGAGCUGCUCAUUGCCAUCACCUACUACAACGAAGACAAGGUUCUGCUCUCCAGAACCCUUCACGGUGUCAUGCAAAACAUUCGCGACAUUGUCAACCUGAAGAAGUCGACCUUUUGGAACAAGGGCGGCCCGGCCUGGCAGAAGAUUGUCGUCUGCCUCGUCUUCGACGGUAUCGAAAAGGCCGACAAGAACACCCUGGAUGUCCUGGCCACGGUCGGCAUCUACCAGGAUGGUGUCAUCAAAAAGGACGUCGACGGAAAGGAGACGGUUGCUCACAUUUUCGAGUACACCUCCCAGCUCUCUGUCACCCCCAACCAGCAGCUGAUUCGCCCAACCGGCGACAACCCUCAGAACCUGCCCCCGGUCCAGUUCAUUUUCUGCCUCAAGCAGAAGAAUAGUAAGAAGAUCAACUCUCACCGCUGGCUGUUCAACGCCUUUGGUCGCAUCCUCAACCCCGAGGUUUGCAUCCUGCUCGAUGCUGGAACCAAGCCCAGCCCCCGCUCGCUGCUCGCCCUUUGGGAAGGCUUUUACAACGACAAGGACCUCGGCGGUGCCUGUGGCGAAAUUCACGCCAUGUUGGGCAAGGGCGGCAAGAAGCUGUUCAACCCCCUCGUCGCCGUCCAAAACUUCGAAUACAAGAUUUCCAACAUUCUCGAUAAGCCCCUGGAGAGCUCGUUUGGCUACGUUAGCGUUCUGCCCGGUGCCUUCUCGGCCUACCGCUUCCGCGCCAUCAUGGGCCGCCCUCUGGAGCAGUACUUCCACGGUGACCAUACCCUAUCCAAGAGUUUGGGCAAGAAGGGUAUCGAUGGAAUGAACAUUUUCAAAAAGAACAUGUUCUUGGCCGAAGACAGAAUUCUCUGCUUCGAGCUCGUCGCCAAGGCUGGCCAGAAGUGGCAUCUGUCUUACAUCAAGGCCGCCAAGGGUGAAACUGACGUGCCGGAGGGUGCUGCCGAGUUCAUCUCCCAGCGUCGCCGUUGGCUCAACGGUUCCUUUGCUGCCACCCUCUACUCCCUCAUGCACUUUGGCCGCAUGUACAAGAGUGGUCACAACAUCAUCCGCAUGAUCUUCCUCCACGUUCAGCUCUUGUACAACAUCUUCAACCUCAUCUUCACCUGGUUCUCUCUGGCUUCUUACUACCUCACCACCACUGUCAUCAUGGAUCUCGUCGGCACGCCCGUGGUUGGCGGUCAAGGCGGCGCGGAACAUCACGGCUGGCCCUUUGGCGACACGGCGACGCCCUUGAUCAACGCGCUCUUGAAGUAUUUUUACCUGGCUUUUGUCAUCCUGCAGUUUAUCCUGGCUCUCGGUAAUCGCCCGAAGGGUUCCAAGUUUACCUAUAUUGCCUCGUUCAUGCUGUUCGGUCUCAUCCAAACAUAUAUCCUGGUGCUCUCUGGUUACCUGGUGGCCCGCGCCUUCAACACGCCCAUCUCGGAACAAAUCAAGCUAGAUUCCGGAAAGGAUUUCGUGAAUAGUUUCUUCUCGGGAGAAGGAGCAGCAGGUGUCAUUCUCAUAGCGCUCAUCACCAUCUACGGCCUCUACUUCCUCGCAUCCUUCCUGUACCUGGACCCAUGGCACAUGUUCCACUCGUUCCCGUACUACUUGGUUCUCAUGUCGACCUACAUCAACAUCCUCAUGGUCUACGCCUUCAACAACUGGCACGACGUCUCAUGGGGUACAAAGGGUUCCGACAAGGCUGAAGCGCUCCCGUCGGCCAACAUUACCAAGGGCGAAAAGAAUGAGGUGGUGGUGGAGGAAAUUGAAAAGGAGCAGGAAGACAUUGACAGCCAGUUUGAGCAGACGGUGCGCCGUGCUCUCGCACCAUUCAAGGAGGAGGAGGAGCUCGAGGCCAAGGAUGUCGAGGACUCGUACAAGUCAUUCCGUACCGGUCUGGUUGUGUGCUGGCUGUUCUCCAACAUUAUUCUCAUCAUUGUCAUUACGAGUGACAACUUUAACAGCUUUGGAAUAGGCAAAUCGUCCUCGGUCCGCACUGCCAACUUUUUCAAGUUCCUCUUGUAUGCCACGGCGGUUCUUUCUGUUGUCAGAUUCAUCGGGUUCCUUUGGUUCCUUGGCAAGACUGGCCUCAUGUGCUGCUUCUCGAGGAGGUAA